This is a messenger RNA of Oryzias melastigma (Indian medaka), 6544 nucleotides long. It is a transcript of the gene igsf21a, whose product is annotated as immunoglobin superfamily, member 21a. The record is from RefSeq and is a predicted model, not a curated record. Gene Ontology annotation, cellular component: adherens junction. Lineage: Eukaryota; Metazoa; Chordata; Actinopteri; Beloniformes; Adrianichthyidae. Gene Ontology annotation, biological process: homophilic cell-cell adhesion; heterophilic cell-cell adhesion. The coding region runs from base 3387 to 5612 and encodes 741 amino acids. Gene Ontology annotation, molecular function: protein binding. The transcript has 2 exons.
UUGCCGGUGAGUUACAAACAUGUCUAUGUAGUUUUUAGAGGAAUUUUACGGAUUUUCUCGGCAACUGAGAUUUUUGUUAACUAUGCCCACAUUUCCUCGCCAACAAGACCCCACAUGGUUUAAAAGUCUGAGGAAAAUGUGGGUCCACAUGGUUUUGUCUGGAGUUUCGGUGGUGGACACUCGUACGUAGACACUCAGUGGAUGAAGCCACUGGCGCUCAUGCACUCGGACUGACGUGGAUCGCCAUCGUCUUCACAGUGACGGUGGAGCUGACGUGAAAAACCCUCCCUCCACACACUGACACAUUUACAUGAACACACAGACACACACACACACAUGGCCCACAGCCCUUCAAGCCUUCUCCAGUCAUCAACAGACCCUCCAUGAGUCCGUCAACCAGGAAACAGCGCCACCACAUGGCGGCGCCUCACUGAUGUUUUUUUAACAAAAUAAUAAUCAAGGAUAACGUCCAAGAACUGUGAGAUGAACACGAUAGUAACCACUCCUCCUAUAUAGCCCCACUCUGUUACCUUUAUUGUUUCUUGACCCACAUCUGCCUGUUGAUUAAAUAAAACCUGUUGGUUUCAAAGGAAAAAGAAAAAAAGAAUUUGUAUUUUAUUUUGAUAAGUCUCAGUGUUAUUAGUGUUGAUUGAAAGCUAAAAAAAAUGGAGCUGGCUUUGACGGCGCCUCCCCAUCAGCCACUCCCAUCUGUCACAUGUCCCAGGAUGCACCAGAUUAGCGACAAGCUGAUAAACCACAGGAGAACAGACCCACAGAUGCUCCAAGGCGACCUUCUUUUUUUAAUAUUUUAAUAUCCUUUUUUUUGAUGGCUUAGAAUGUACAACAAGAUUUAACUGCAUUGAGAAAACCCGGACAAAUCUCAUUUUUGAGUGUAUUUUGUGUACAUCUGUGUAAAUACUGAAAAAUAAUUAAAGAGGUUAUAUGGGUUAUGGUGAGGGGCGAAACUGUCGGGAGUUCACACUUCUUCACCUUUCUUUGUACGUCAUUCAACUCUGUUUUUCGAGAUAUUCUCAGCUGUGAGGUUGGAAACAUUUAUUAUCUUUCUGUUUCUUGCUUAGAACUUUUCUAUCUGUACGACCGGUCUCCAAGAACAGAGUUAAAAAAAAAAUCUAACAUAUGUCUACUGUUUUGGGAUUGUGGUGCAUGUGACGUUUGAAGAUUAUUUCUCCUUUUAGUGUGUUGCAACUGACAGCACUGCAACUCUUUGUCACUAGCCUGUAAUCCAGCUAUUUACUUGUGAGCUCCAUUGUGUACAACACUGACUCUUCCCCAGACAUUUGCAGUUGGAGUUGGAUCAUUUUAGCCGCCGUUCCAGUGAGGAGCUCACCUGAGGCAGCUUGUGUAAACAGGGUUGUUGCAUUUGUUUCAUAUCACCUGCAUUAAAAUGAAGAGAUCAUAAAACCCACAAGCCUUGACUUUGCUUACAAAUGCUGUGGUGCAGUGUUUGGGACGUCCGUCCCACUAACCUCCCUAACAACGUGUGAAGAGAAAUUCUUGAAAAAAGGGACGACUGUUUACAGUCUAAUUAGAAUAAUCCCAUCGUAUCAGAUUUUUUUUCUAAAAGCUUGUUCGUACUAUUGCUUAAGCAAAACUUUUAAUGGAGAGUCUCACAAUGUUGGUAAGACUUUCAUACACGAAGGGUGGCUUAAAGCUGAAUAAUCCGGCCUUUUUUCUACAUUGCACAAGGAUCGCCAUAUAAGCAAUUCUGAGGACAUAACAUGUAUUAAAGGAUUAGGCUUUGGGAGGCAACAGGAGAGCUGGUUGAAUAGGAGAGUAGAUGUUUCCAUUUGGGCUAUUAUCUUACCUUGUCGGCGUGUAAUCCAUAUUUCUGCAGUCUAAGAUUGUUAACCGGCAGUUUUAGACUUUAUUUUAACCUUUGGAGAGAACAGAAGCCCAUCCUCGAGGGACAGAAUUUGGUUGUUUUGCUGCUUUUGUCCUUCAGCCUCCUCUCUGAGCAAUAAAAUCUACUUCUGAAAGAACGUGCACAGAGAUCCCCAUGUGCGUCCAGCUUGACGGUACACAUGAAGACACUGUUUACCUAAAUUUGAUCACUAAAAAACAAGACAUGCCCCCAGAAAGAAAGACUUCUCAUCAAACUCUGUCCCCCUCCUGAGGCUGCCAGAGCACCAGACAUGUUGUUUUUCCGUCUUAUUUUCUCAACAAAUGGAUUUCUUAGAAUUGUAAUUGCAAAUUUUUUGUCUUUUUUGUUUCUUUUUGUGUGUCUGUCUUUGGUGGUUUCCUUUUGUUAGUGUUUACGUGCUACACAUCCAUCGGUGAUGACAAACAGAGACGUCUCCCCGAGCACCAGCUGGAAAUUUGUUUCUUUGGUUUGCGAUGGUUAGAAAAGCGAGCUGCCUUCAGGGUCUGUCUGUGAAAUAUUCAGCAGUGAAGCGCGCUUUGCAGAAUCCAGUUUCCUCUCUGCCUUGAGAAGAAGGCUCAGCUAUCAGGUGACCAAACAGCACCCACACCAGAAAGCCUCUGACACUUCCGCUGUAGGAGGCUCCACGUGAUGCCGCUCCGUCCGCACAAAAUAAACAGGCUUUAUUGCAGCCUUGCUCCAGGGUGUUAUGAGCAGCACAAAUGACAGCCUGACAGCAGCGGCUGAGUGACACAGCUCCAGGAUGACACAUGCUUGCAUCUCAUGGAAACGAAUUACCAUGGUUUCUCUUCUGACAGUUUCUAUUGUGUUUUCAUUGACCCGUUUGGUUUGUGUCAGUUUUACCGUGAAACUAUGCUGUGGUAGCAGCCUUUGCUUUUUUAGAAUCUAAGCAGCACCUUUGGUCUGUGACUGUGCAAACAGAUAUAUCCUGGUUUUUAAGCAUCUGAUGAAUGUCACCCAUCACCACUCUCCACCCUUUAUUCAAACCAAGCUCUCUUCCAGCAUCUUCAGAUGGGUUAAAGGGCGCUCUUUACCAUGAUAUCUCUGAAAAGAUUUGUUUGUUCAUAAUAACCUUAAAUCAUUGCUGUUUUGUGUAAACAUCACCGUGCAUCAUGCCUCAAAUGAAGGAAACUGUGCUACUGUACUCUGAUAGUUAUGAGGCCAACUUGGUGAGUCAUCAAAUUAGAAAACCAAAUUUUGAUCCAGGGGUAUUUACAUGCUGUAUGUUUGGUUACGACAUCUGAGUCCACACAGGUGAAGCAUGAAAAGAGCUCCGCCCCUGCACAGCAGGGUUUGUAAAUAGAGAGUGGAGAGCGAUCGUUUUACACUUGAUCCUGGAGGCGAAGAGGCGCAGUCAUCAGAUCACAGCAGCUCUUUUACAAUGAAAACCAGAUGGCUCCAGUCAGCUGAGGGGUAUUGACAACACCGUUCAAAAGGAUCAGUUAACCAGCCAUUGUUUUUUUUGUUUUUUUGUUUUUUUUCAGCCAUGCCCAUCGCAGAGCUUUUAGGAGUGCAGUUUGACAUGCAGCUGCUGCUGAAGCUGAGUGUCUCUGUACUGGCAGCAGUGCUGCUUUCCUGGGCCUACAGGUUCUACAAUUCCAGGAAUGUGGGAGAAACUUCGCUAUGUGGUAAAGAUGACAAAACGCCACUGCACGCCACCUGCCAAAACUGCAAGAUGACAAUACAGCAUCAAAACCCAGAAGACUCUGCCAAGGAGACUGGAUCCGUCCAUGCUACUUCUGCUGACCUGACUUCAAACAAGGAAACGGCCGCCGAGGCUCCUGUACGCCGAAGUGAAAGCAAAAAACACAAGGAGGAAUUUAGCUAUUUAAAUAUUGACCGAGACAAGUGCAAGGAAACAGAGACGGAUCCAAAUCCCUCCCUGGCUGCUGCUGAUAACACUGCGUUUUGCUUCUCUUCAACCCUUCAAGAACCGGCAGAGAACGGCAUCAGCAGCCUCUCUGGACGCCGCUCUCCUUGCAUUUUAAAGUUGCAGGGUGGCAUGGGUGUGGGGAGGGCAUUAAGGCAGGACUUGGAGCACCAGGACGUCUGUUCUCGCUUCCUGUCCAAGGCAGAGAUCAAAGUGGAGGAUACAAACAUUGUGCUGGAUGGAUCAGGGGACCAAAUUGUGCACGGAAGGAUAUAUGAAUACUAUGUGGAGUCCUCCUCUCACUCAGUUACAGAUUCUCAUCACCACAGAAACUCUGAGUCCAAGAUGGUUGAGUUUGGAAACCCAAGCAGCAUGAUGGAGUCUCCUCCCUUAGCGAGUUCCAUCAUCAUGGCUGAUCUGGUGCCUCAGCAAAGCAGUAUUACAGAUGCCUCUUUGCAAAAAAGCCUCCAGCUAAGACACCCAGCAAGGCCCGCCCUCCUACGCAAGGAGAGCUAUCAGUUUGCAGCAGAGGAGUCCGAGCUUCUCUUUCCUCUUCAGAAUCCAACAACUCCAGUGACUCACUCUCUGGCUUCAGCCAACAAUGAGAGUAUCUUACUUCAAACCCUCAAGGAAAGAAGACGUAAAGAGGCGGAGGACCUGGAAACUAUAGCGGGGGCUCCAUUCAUGAACUUUUCUGUAGAAAUCUCUGAUGGCACAGAUCUGGAAAAUCUAAAGAGCAAACUUGAUUUGGGUAACUGUCUACAGGCAUUUUAUCUAGCCAAGAAACAUGGCAACGUGUCUCUGCAGCGAGCAGCUCUCAGAGUUAUGUCAGACAACUACCUGCAGGUGCUCAGGGACCCCAACAUUUAUGGACGCCUUAUGGCGGGCGAGCGGGAACAAAUCCAGAAACAGAGGAUGAAGGCGAGGCGCUUUGUCAUCGUUGCAGACAUGGACCCUCAAGACUGGCUGGGUCACACUCAGGGACUCAGGGCAACAGUAGAACAGAGGAAAACGUCCAGUCAGAUGUACUAUUAUGAUGACUACAAAGACUCCUGGCACCCAUUGUGCCCGAUUCCCCCUGAGGUUAUCUCUAAAGCCUGUGCCAUGUGCACCAUGGAUAACUACUUAUUUGUGGCAGUGGGCUGCCAAGGCGCAGACAGAGGAACGACACCCUCAAAGCGAGUGUUCUGCUACAACCCUUUGACAUCCAUCUGGAAAGAGAUCAGUCCCAUGAAUGAAGCCAGGCCUCGCUGCAAACUGGCAGCGCUGGAGGGAUGUGUCUAUGCCAUUGGAGGGGAGUGUCUCUCAUCAGUGGAGCGCUACGACCCACGGCUAGACAGAUGGACGUUUGUGGCUCCGCUGCCUAACGACACCUUCGCUGUGGCGCAUCAUGUGACGGUGUGCGAUGGAGAGCUCUUCGUUUGUGGAGGUACGCUCAGGUGUAUACUCCUGCGUUACAGUCCCAAAGCUGACACCUGGAGGACAGGCGUCAUGGUGGGAAGCAAAGACAAGACCACCGACAUGGUGGGCGUGAGGAGAUGCUUGUACCGCUUCGAUCUGAACCCACUGCUGGGUAUCAGUGUGUACCGCUACCACACGGUGGCGCGGCUCUGGUAUGAGUGCAGCUCCAAACGGCUUUUGCACUGCCCUGCCUUCCAGUGCGUGGCCAUGGAUGGAACGAUCUUCUGCAUCAGCCAGCAGUUCACCAUCAGGUUUGAUGCUGACGACGUCUCACCAGCUUUCGCAGAAGAGGAUUUCAGCGUCCUCUCUGCAGCCAAGGGCAUGCUUUUCCCCUUCGUCCUGUCACUACCUGAUAAGAAACCUCGGCAGACAAGUGUGUAAAAACGAUUCUGGGAUUUUUUUUGUUUUAUUUAUUUAUUUUUUUUUGUUGAUAAGAUUAACCGAUGACAGAGUAUCCCCACAGGAGCAUGCUUUACAUCAAGUUUAUUGUUGACGGUGUGAAUUUUACUUUGCAGAACCCGACCCGACCCUAAAAUGUUAUUACAAAACUGUGAGAUUGCACUGUCAUUUCCUUGAGGUGUUAUUGAGCUCCUCUUUCCAGAAAGAUACAAUGCAUUACUUUCAAAAAUGACUUUAUUCUUCAUGGGUUGCAAAUUGCACUGAGACUUAUGCUCCUUACGUCUCAUCCCUGGCGGCAGAUGUAAAGUAUUGGAUUGUAAAUGCUCGUCAAACUAAUGUUUGCUCAGAUUUAUGCGGGACGCUCUGCCAUGUUGAUUGUUUUCUUUUAUGAUUUGCCACUCCUUGCUGCCAUUACGCUGUUUUUACAUUGUCCCAGAUGCUUAACCGCUUCACUGUGAACAAUAAUUCAUUACAAAAAAUCUCCGCCUAAAUGAGUUCGUUCAGCUCUAACACACAGAGAUAGAGCAAUACUGCGAUCAUCUAUCACUCUGCUCCUCUGUAGGGCACAAAUAUAACUUACACAGUGGUCUGGAUACAAAACCAUUAUCUACAUUUGCUCUUUAAACAUGACAUGAUGUAAAUGGUUAUGCCUUACAUUAUGAAUAGGUGUGCUUUUGAAGCAUUUAUCACUGUUUGAAAGUCUUCCAGCACUUGGACUGCAGUCAUUCUGUGUGUUGUAUCUGUUACUCAUUUGAUUACUGCGCUGAUGUACGAACGUGACACAUUUACUUUUAUAUUUAUUGUAAAUAUCAACAAAAAAUAAAAUAAAUCCUUUAAGUGUUGUAAUAAAUUCUCGUUACUUACAUAAUGUGAUGAAACACACAAACUAAAGCAUAUCAGUGUAUUACUGAGCA